GGGGGGGGGGGGUUGCAAUCCUGGAACCCGUGGGUCCCCGGGGAGCCUGACUUUAAUCAGACCGUCGUUAAUGACAAUGGCAUCUCCAUGGAAACGAAGCGUCACGACACAAGGGGUGCGGGUGUGUGUGUGUGUGUGUGUCACAGGUGGGUAUAAAAGAGGCGGUGAACUGUGGACCAUCAGACCAGAGCCGGACUGUCCACCAUCCACGCGAGUCUGUCUCUGCUGCUGCUGCUGCUGCUGCGCGAGGCCACGCUGCACCGACAACAGGAGGACACACUCUCACUGUGAGGAGACGCAGUAAGGGAAACACCGUCACUGUGAGGACAUGCAGUGAGGACACACUCUUACUGUGAGGACAUGCAGUCUCUUUGAGGACAUGCAGUGAGGACACACCGUCUCUGUGAGGACACGCAGUGAGGACACACUCUGACUGUGAGGACAUGCAGUGAGGACACACCGUCUCUGUGAGGACAUGCAGUGAGGACACACUCUUACUGUGAGGACACACCGUCUCUGUGAGGACAUGCAGUGAGGACACACUGUCUCUGUGAGGACACGCAGUGAGAACACACUCUGACUGUGAGGAUACACCGUCUCUGUGAGGACACACCAUCACUGUGAGGACACACUCUGACUGUGAGGACACACCGUCUCUGUGAGGACACACCGUCUCUGUGAGGACACACCGUCACUGUAAGGACAGUCAGGACGUCCACAAUGUCUCCAUAUGAGUCUGACAUGAAGGACACGACGUCAGGUUGUGGGUGGAGCGUCGGGAGUCGGAGCUUCACCAACAGUCGUGAACGUUGGCGGCAGCAGAAUGUAAACGGAGCGUUCACUGAGCUGCGCAGGCUCCUCCCCACUCACCCCCCCGACAGAAAGCUGAGUAAGAAUGACAUCCUACGCCGCGCCCUCAGGUACAUCCACUUCCUGGACCGACUGCUGGACGAGCAGAACCUCGGGAAGGUUCCCCAGGUCCGACUGGAGAGUCUGGAGCAGGAGCACAGACUGCAGGGGGCGCUGUCUUCACCAAACUGUAGCUGUGAGAGUUCAGAGGAGCAGGAGAGCGGAGGAGACGCUUACCUGAGGUGUCUUCACCUGGAGACGAGCUGAGGACAAGGUUGUCUGCAGACUUAUCACACACACAGUUGUGUAACUGUUGUUGUUGUUGUUGACAGAACCCCAUGUGCUUUCUUUAAUGUUAAAGGAACAGUUUGUAUAAAAACCUGUGGUUUGUUUUAAUGAAUCUGUAAAAUUCAGAAAUAUUCAACAUUAACUCUUUAAAGGGACAAUUCAGUUUUUUGAAGAGUAUGAAGUACUGACACAUUGUCGGAACUGACUGUGCUGUGAGCGCCCCCUGCUGCUGACAACCAGAGACUCAGUUUAAGUCUCUGAUAUCUACGUCACAUGUUCACGUCUCACUGUUAGACGGACUUUUCCAACAGGAAACUGAAGUUUGUAAACCACUCACUCAUCAGUGAUUUUAGCUUGCGGGGAUACAGGAGCUGCUGGUCUACUGCUGCCUCGUGUGGUCACUUUGUGUCACUGAGUUAAGUCUAAAUUAAAUAUUUCAAAUGCAGAAUUCAUUAGAAGAAGACAUUUGAACUUAGUGAUGGAGGCAGUAGUGGAUUAACAACAAUUUUCUCUGUAGACUUUGGUUUGGGAGAGUUCGACUGAAAGGUGAUGAUGUCAUCAUUGUUGUUGUUUACUCUUUCAUUGUGCCUGUGUGGUGUUUUGAAUGUUUGUAUGAAUAAAAUUUGUAAAUAUUAAAUGUCAGACUUGUAAUGUCAUG
Solea solea (common sole) is the source of this 1795-nucleotide messenger RNA. Its product is annotated as T-cell acute lymphocytic leukemia protein 1 homolog. NCBI's taxonomy places the organism in Eukaryota, Metazoa, Chordata, Actinopteri, Pleuronectiformes, Soleidae. The transcript has 3 exons. The coding region runs from base 721 to 1116 and encodes 131 amino acids. Gene Ontology annotation, molecular function: DNA-binding transcription factor activity, RNA polymerase II-specific; protein dimerization activity; RNA polymerase II cis-regulatory region sequence-specific DNA binding. Gene Ontology annotation, biological process: regulation of transcription by RNA polymerase II. The record is from RefSeq and is a predicted model, not a curated record.